AACAUUAGUCUUUGGAUUCUUACCUAAACCAUAAUCCCAGUAGAUGAUGGCAGCUACGGGUGCCGGAGAUUCACUUACUGAAAAUCCCACAACCUAUGAGAGAUUCCAAGAGCUCAAGGCCUUUGACGAAUCAAAAGCCGGGGUCAAGGGCCUCGUUGAUGACGGAAUCACCAAAAUUCCCCUGAUUUUCCGCCGGCCGAUGGAGGAGAUCGCCUACGGCGAUCGGAAUUCCGCUGAACUGACUCAAACCCAGUUAAUAAUUCCGGUCGUUGAUCUUGGAGACAUCGAACAGAAGCGUGAUAACGUGGCCGCAAGAGUGAGACAAGCAGCAGAGGAAGUGGGGUUUUUCCAGGUGAUGAACCACGGGGUUCCGUUCAAGGUUUUGGAGGAGAUGUUAGAGGCGGUACGUGGUUUCCAUGAGCUGCCGAGGGAGGUGAAGGAGGGGUAUUACACGAGGGAAUUGACGGGGAAGGUGAAGUUUGGGAGUAAUUUUGAUCUGUACCAGUCCAAGUAUGCUAAUUGGAGGGACACUUUGUUCUGUGUUAUGGGACCUGAGCCUCUUGAUCCAAAUGAAUUGCCUCUUGUUUGCAGGUUCUUUCAAUUUAUAUGUUUCUUUGCCAAAGAAGAACAACUUUCUAGAUAGUUCUUGCUUCUUCUUUUUUUAUCAUGAAAAUCUCCAACAUCUCUAUUUGGAUUGCUAAGUUACAGUUUUGAGAUUGAAGAUUUAGACUUUGGAGUUGCAUUAUUCCUUCCAUGUGUAUUAUUAUCAUACAGGGAUAUAACAAUGGAGUAUUCAGAUCAAAUUCAUAAACUAGGGACUACUUUGUUUGAACUUCUUUCAGAGGCACUCAAGCUAAAGUCUGACCACCUUUU
Rubroshorea leprosula is the source of this 873-nucleotide messenger RNA. The record is from the annotation of a GenBank genome assembly. Lineage: Eukaryota; Viridiplantae; Streptophyta; Magnoliopsida; Malvales; Dipterocarpaceae.